GUGUUUAAUUUGUAUAAAGGGGCACACUUGAGAAAAUUUGCCCUGGGCCUUACUUUUCAGCAAUCCGAGUACGUAUCUGAAAUUUCAGCAAACCAUGGGCGCAAGGCUUUGGGGACUUUCAUCGAACAGGUUGGGGUCGCGCAGCUGCUGGCCAAGGGGUUGCCUGGGACCUCGACACCCUGAUGGUGCUGAUGUUGUUCUGUGCAUAGAAAAGGCAUUAGCUCAGUCUUGGGUGUCAAGGGAAUAUGAUUACAUCAACGCACUACACACCGGCUGGAGGCCCGGAGACCUCAAAGAGUAUAAUGCUCUUAUUCAUUGUUUUGGCCAGAAUCCUGAGUUGAGAGUAAACUCUACAAAAUCCAUCAUUGCUCACCUACUUGGAGCAGCUGGUACUGUAGAAGCUGUUGCACCACUACAGUUACAUCCUGCCAAACUUCAUUUUCUGGUCAAUGGUUCAACCCACAUAUGAUGACAAAGAUUCGAGUGAUGAAGAUGUCGGCGAAGCUUUUGCGGGUGACAAAGAUGGUGGAAUGGAUUAUGGGAUUAUGCAAAGCUUGGAGGAACAACAUUUUGAUUUUGCUGAAGUUGGCUCUGCAUUGAACAAAAUGUCAAUCACACCAAAGGAUUCCUUACAUAGUAGGUUUGGUGGUGCAAUAAACCAACCCAUGCGAAUGCCCUCGAGAAUUAGACCGUCAACUUGUCCGGAGUCUUUGUAAAUUGAAAGUGUGUAACCCCUCUUUACUUUUGUGGAAGAUGCAAACUGCAAAACUGUAUUGGUUGUACAACAGACAUUAUGAUGGCCUCAGAGGAUUGUGGCAAGCUGAUGAUGAGUGAGAUGCGUAGUCGUAGACUUCC
Molecule: messenger RNA, 855 nt
Organism: Prunus avium (sweet cherry)
Lineage: Eukaryota; Viridiplantae; Streptophyta; Magnoliopsida; Rosales; Rosaceae
Source: RefSeq, a predicted model, not a curated record